Molecule: messenger RNA, 3387 nt
Organism: Jaculus jaculus (lesser Egyptian jerboa)
Lineage: Eukaryota; Metazoa; Chordata; Mammalia; Rodentia; Dipodidae
Gene: Zc3h3
Product: zinc finger CCCH-type containing 3
Exons: 12
Coding region: 120-2939 (939 amino acids)
Cellular component (GO): nucleus
Molecular function (GO): metal ion binding
Source: RefSeq, a predicted model, not a curated record
GGACCUGUGGUGGAGGUGUUGGUAACUGGAGACAGAGUAUGUCUUCCCUCCUGGUCCAGAGCAGCCAUGAAUGGCUUCCUUGGACAGCCCUGUAUGGUGUCAGGCCUCUUCUCUAGGAGAUGGUCACAUCUGGACUAAUCAACGACUACAAAAACCUCCAUGGCAGUGCUCCAGCCCCGGGCACCUCAGCUACUUCCCGGUGGCAGCCUCCCGUUUACCAUGGUGGCAGGACCUUUGGUGCCCGCUACCCUCGACCAAGUCGGCGAGGUUUCUCCUCACAUCAGGGGCCCUCAUGGCGCAAGAAGUAUUCUCUUGUGAAUCGGCCCCUAGGAACCUCUAGCCCAGCUACUGAUCAUACUGCUGGGUCACCCCUUACGACUGGGGGCAGCCAAGGCCCUGACUCCCAGCAGUAUGUCAUUGAGAGACAGGUCCAGCUCAAUCCAGAUCAGAACAUGGUCAUCAAAAUUAAACCACCACCACAGUCUGUCUUCUCCACUGCUUCAGGGGUUCAGCAGGGCUCUGUGGAAGAAUAUGAUGACUCCUCUAGGAGGGAUCAGAGACUCCAAGGAAAUGAGGGUGAGCCCUUGGGUGGGCAGCUGCAUCCCGCAAGGUCAGGAAAAGCCAAAACAGGCUACAGUGUGGAGGACUCCCUUCUUGUCUGCCAGAAGGAGCCUGGCAAGCCCCGAGUAGUGAAAUCUGUGGGAAAGGUGAGUGACAGCUUCCGAGAGCCCCGACAUUCAGUCAGUGAGACUGAAAUUGCCAUCAAGGCACACUUCCCAUCGUCUAUUCCAUCCUCUCACACUGGUUUGGCCCUGGGCACGAAGGUUGGUCCUCAUUUUACUGCCAGCUGUGCUCAUCAGCUCCUUGGGGACAAGAUAGAAAAUGCUAGCCACACACAUCAGCCAGCUCCCUCAAGCACAUUGGUGCCUUCAGCCAGACCAGCCUCAGAGAUCAGGCAGGCCAAUGACACCUCACUGCUAGUGUCUUGUCGAACCAACAAGUUCCAGAAAAAUAACUACAAAUGGGUGGCUGCCUCAGCAAAGAGCCCCCGGGCCACUCGGAGGGCUCUCAGUCCCAGAACAGCCGCGGAGAGUGUGAACAAGACCUCUUUUGGCACAGCUGGAAAGACAGAGAAGCCACAGCCCAGAGUUGACUUAGAGGCUGGGCCCGGGAAGUUGACCAUGCCCUCCAAGCCUGGACCCUCCCCCAGCAAGUACAAGUGGAAAGCUUCUAGCCCCUCUGCCUCCUCCUCUUCCUCCUUCCGUUGGCAGUCAGAGGCUGGCAGCAAAGAUCACACUUCUCAGCUCUCUCCUGUCCCAUCUAGGUCCCCACCAGGGGACCGACCAGCAGUGGAACUGAGCAGCUUGAAGCCUGUCAUUGGGGAGAAUGCACUGUCAGCUUACAAAGUAAAGAGUCGCACCAAGAUCAUCCGGAGGCGGGGUGGCACCAGCCUUCCUGACAAGAAGAACAGCACUUCAGCCGCCACCACCAAGAUCCACCUCAGCCAGCGACGGAGACAGGCCCUCCGGGGGAAGAGCAGCCCCAUUCUGAGGAAGACCCCCAACAAGGGCCUGAUGCAGAUUUCCAGGCACCGGCUGUGUGGCCUGCCACCAAGCCGUGCCCACCUCUCCAGCAAGGAAGCUUCUAGUGUGCAUCUUCGGACUCCACCUUCUAGCAAGGUGGUCAAGACGCGCUACCGCAUCGUCAAGAAGACUCCUGUGUCGCCUCUUAGUGCCCCACUGUGCACCUUGUCUCUACCCUCCUGGCGGUCCCGGCGGGUUGCACUUUCCAGGUCCCUGGCACUCAACCGCCUGCGCCCAGCUAUCACUAGUGGUGGGAAAGUCCUACCUAGCUCCCCUCGAUGGCGGAGCAAAGGCUACCGCUGCAUAGGAGGGGUUCUCUACAAGGUGUCUGCUAACAAGCUUUCCAAGACCUCCAGCCGGCCCAGUGACAGCAGCAGGGUCCUCCUCCGCCCAGGACGACUGGACCCUGCUAGCAGCUGCAGUCGUUCCUUGGCUAGCCGGGCCAUCCAGCGCAGCCUGGCCAUAAUCCGGCAGGCAAGGCAGAAGAAGGAGAAGAAGCGAGAGUACUGUAUGUACUAUAAUCGCUUUGGCAGGUGUGACCGUGGCGAGCAUUGCCCCUAUAUCCAUGACCCUGAGAAGGUGGCUGUGUGUACCAGAUUUGUCCGGGGCACGUGCAAGAAGACAGAUGGGACUUGCCCCUUCUCCCACCACGUGUCCAAGGAGAAGAUGCCCGUGUGCUCAUAUUUUCUAAAGGGGAUCUGCAGCAACAGCGACUGCCCCUACAGCCAUGUGUACGUGUCUCGCAAGGCUGAAGUCUGCAGUGACUUCCUCAAAGGCUACUGCCCACUGGGUGCAAAGUGCAAGAAGAAACACACCCUGCUCUGCCCUGACUUUGCCCGCAGGGGUGUUUGUCCCCGUGGCCCCCAUUGUCAGCUACUACACCGCAACCGGAAGCGCCAUGGCCGGCGGGCAGCCGCACCCCCUACCCCAGGGCCCAGCAGUUCAUCCCCCAGGAACAGACCCUCUCUUGGCCAUGGACCAAGGAAGCCCUCUGCUGCCCACCGCCCUGCUAAACAGAUGUCCAGUGCCCAGACCUCCAGGGCUGGGGCCACACCCUCCUCUCCUCCCUCCUCUCUCCCUUCCCCAAGAGUGUUAGCCUCUGUGUCAUCAAAGGCCACUGCUACCUCCUCUCCUUCCUCUUCCCCCUCUUCCAACUCCCCCACCCCUUCUCUGGAUCAGGAGGAAGCCACCUCCAGGACAGGUUCAGGGACAGGCUCCAGCAGCCUCUGCAAGCUGCCGUCCUUCAUCUCCUUGCAUUCUUCCCCAAGCCCAGGAGGCCAGACUGGGGCACGAGUCCCCAGGAGCUCCCGCACCAAGGACUCAGGGAAGCCGCUGCACAUCAAACCACGCCUGUGAGGCCCAGGGACCUGCCACGCGUACCUCAGGCCCUCACCCUGGAGAGGAUGGAGGCUAACCCACCACUGCUCCUCAGCAGAGACAGCCCAUCACCAAGCCCAGCCGGGGUGAGGGGCACACAACUUUGACUGCCUGGUUCUUAGCCUUCAGAGGCCCAUGUGUAGCCAGGGCCUCAUCUUCUUCCUUGGGGGCAGGUCCUUGCUCAUCCCCCAUCCCUCCUCUCCCUUCCUGGGUGCUUGGCCUCACACCUAGGACUUGUCCCUUACUUCCCACCCCUUGGGGUGCCAGGCGGGACUCAUCCCAACCUGUCCCCUGUGGUGGGUGUGGCAGCAGCUGUGGGACAUGUGCUCCCAGCUUUCCUCACUCAAGACUCCUGCCUGGAGAAGAGGCUACUGGACAGGCCUCCUGACAGGCAUUUUAUGUUCAGCAAUAAAGAUUUUAUCCUGUG